This is a messenger RNA of Camellia sinensis, 1564 nucleotides long. Its product is annotated as GDSL esterase/lipase At1g54790. The record is from RefSeq and is a predicted model, not a curated record. Lineage: Eukaryota; Viridiplantae; Streptophyta; Magnoliopsida; Ericales; Theaceae. Gene Ontology annotation, molecular function: hydrolase activity, acting on ester bonds.
GAAUAAUGGGAUUUCCCUAACCAUUGACCUUUGCCCUUUGCCCUGUGCCUCUGUUUUUUCCCACUAGACAAGAACUUGAUCUUGAAGAUGAAGAUGAAUCUCAUAAUUCUUCUUCUAUCAUUAUUGUCUUGUUCAAUUCUCUCUCAUCUUCUUGCAAAUCCCAACUCUAUUGUUGAUUUCAAUUUCCCAGCAGUUUUCAACUUCGGCGAUUCCAAUUCCGACACUGGCGAGAUUUCCGCCGGCCUCGGCGUCCACCUCAGCCUUCCCUAUGGCUGCACUUAUUUCCACAAAUCAUCUUCAAGGACGUGCGAUGGCCGUCUUGUCAUUGAUUUUCUAAUGGAUGCAAUGGGGCUGCCAUUUUUAAAUCCCUAUUUGAAUGCAAUUGGGGCUCCAAGUUUCAGGAAUGGAUGCAAUUUUGCAGCUUCAGGUUGUACUGUACUUCCAGCUACUGCACAAUCUAAUUGCCCCUUUUCAUUUGGGAUUCAGGUAUCUCAAUUUCUGCAAUUCAAGGCUGAGGUUCUGAGACUGCAAUCUGAGACAAAAGAACUUGACAAGUACCUUCCACCAGAGGAUUAUUUCAACAAGGGGCUUUACAUGUUUGACAUAGGCCAAAAUGAUCUUAGAGUUGACUAUGAUUCCAUGCCGUUGGACCAAGUUCUUGCUUUCAUUCAAACAAUUUUAGCAGAAUUUGAAGCUGGGAUUAAGAAACUAUACGAGGAGGGGGCGCGAAAUAUUUGGGUUCAUAACACGGGUCCUCAUGGUUGCUUGGCUCAGAUUAUUGCAAAAUAUGGAACCGAUCCAUCGAAGCAUGAUGAGCAUGGGUGUUUGAGCUCACAUAACCAGGCUGCAAAAAUUUUCAACUUGCAGCUCCAUGAACGCUGCAAAAAAUUGCAGAGCCAAUACUCAGAGGCAAAUAUAACUUAUACCAACAUCUUUGCAAUCAAGUUUGAUCUCAUUGUUAACUGUUCUCGGUAUGGAUUUAAGCAACCAAUAAUGGCGUGUUGCGGGUAUGGAGGUCCACCUUUGAACAAUGAUAUCAUGUGUAGUCAAACAAAAGUCUUGAAUGGGAGGUCAGUCACAGCCAAAGCGUGCAGUAAUAGUGCUGAAUAUGUGAGUUGGGACGGAGUUCAUUUAACAGAGGCUGCAAACCGGUAUAUCUCAACACAAAUUCUCUCUGGGAAAUUUUCUGAUCCACCCUUCUCAAGCAAGAUGCCGUCCCUUCUCAACCUCGAGUUUUGAAAACCAGUAUGUUUAUUGUUGUUUUUUAUUCUCUUUUCCAAAUCUAUUGCAUACUCUAGGUUGAUGAUGAAUUUAUGUUCUUACAAAUGGCAUGGAAUUACUAGUUUCCUAAAUUGUGUUGAUUUAGUUUUCAUAUUUUAGGUGUUUCUUGUUCUACAAGAAUUAUGUCUAGUUUAUUAUUAAUAACGAGGCAAGCAUCAUGCCUCAAUAGUUGUAUAGUUUAUAAUUACUAUAGAUUUUCAUUCAGAGUUUUAUUUUUUUCAAUUAUUCUGAUAAUCUUUGGAUUCAACGGAGUUAAAGAAGAGUUAUGGUGUUCUUAUUGCUA